This is a messenger RNA of Pyrenophora tritici-repentis Pt-1C-BFP, 1083 nucleotides long. Its product is annotated as DUF2305 domain containing protein. The record is from RefSeq and is a predicted model, not a curated record. Gene Ontology annotation, cellular component: lipid droplet. NCBI's taxonomy places the organism in Eukaryota, Fungi, Ascomycota, Dothideomycetes, Pleosporales, Pleosporaceae. Gene Ontology annotation, biological process: lipid storage. Gene Ontology annotation, molecular function: lipase activity.
AUGUCUUCUCCGCCUGUAUCACAGAUCCACCUCCGGACGCCGCCAGAGCCAGGCAAGAAAUCCGCGGCCCGGACAUACAUCAUCUACUUCAUCACGGGCAACCCUGGACUCGUGGAAUACUACCGCACUUUUCUGACCCACCUGUACGGCCUGCUGAGCCAUGACACGGCCUCUGACCGCGACGUGGAGUUUCAGGUUUAUUCGAGGAGUUUGUCCGGCUUCGAGAUGACUAGUGCGGAGAUCAAGACGAUGAAGUGGCGCAAGCAGCCGCCUUAUGGGCUGCAGGAUCAGAUUCGCCAUUGCGAGGAUGAGCUUACUGAGCUGGUUGAGGAAGUCAAAGAGCAGGGAGCAAAAGAUGUAAGAGUUAUACUUGUUGGACAUUCCGUCGGCGCCUAUAUCUCGUUGGAGGUGAUUCGUCGAUUGAGGGCGCAUGGUAUGGCGGGCGAAGAUUUCGAAACGAGGAUUGUUGGGGCUGUGGGUUUGUUUCCUACUGUUGUGGAUAUUGCGAGGAGUGAGAGUGGGAUGAAGGCUGCUCCCUUUCUCAAGAACUCCAAUUUCUCAGUCUUUGCGGCCUUGUUCGUCAGCUUCAUAACCAUGUUUCUCCCCAUAUCCUUCCUGGCAACACUAGUAGCGAAGUUCAUGGACUUCCCGCCUGAUGCAGCUCACACCACCGCCUCGUUUGUCAAAUCGCCGCAUGGCAUCCAGCAAGCGCUCCACAUGGCGCGCGACGAGAUGUUCCAAAUCGACACUGACAUUUGGGAUGAGGAGAUAUGGGGAGCAUCGGCCGCUGAGCCAGCGACUACACAUCCCCACCCCCGGCCCCUUCUGCGCUUCCUGUUUGCUCGCAAAGACCACUGGGUAGCGGAUUCGACGCGAGACGCGCUGAUGAACAAUCGCGGUAGGUUCGGGACGGGUGGUGUGGAGGAAAUUGAGGGUGUGGGUGAGAAUUGGAAACCAAUCAUGGAAAUUGAUGAGAGGGAGGGUUGGUCGCAUGGCUUCUGUAUUAGACACAGCGUCCCCGUGGCGGAGAAGGUGGCGGUUUGGGUUAGAGGGAUUGUGGCGCAGGAUUCGACGAAGAAGUAG